UGUUAUGAUUUUCUCUUCACGUCAAGUUGGAAAAUAGUGAAAUACACACACAUAUGCGUAAUGAUGUCAUCCUGAAUUGAAAUCUUUCCCACAAUGAUUGAUCGGAGUCGUAGCGCGAAAUAAUAGAAACCUCGAUUUUAUGAUUUUCUGCGCAAUUGGAUGGACUCGAUGAGCAUAAUUCACAGUAAUUCAAUUAUCCUCGGCGACAAUGACGAGGGCCUCGUGUGUGUCAUAUUCCGGAGACUCCAGUGCGUUCCAUUUUGUCAUUGAUGUGGCUGGAGCGGUUUGUAAAUAGAAAAACAGUCGUUUUUACUGGAAUUAUUCGGAGAGGAUUGACAUGGCAACAGUCAAAGUCACCGAGCAGAAAGUCAUUCUCUGCGGGGAAUACGGAGUUGGAAAGUCCUCGAUAUUUCGGCGAUUCGCUAAUAAUACUUUUGUGUCCAAUAGUGAUAGGAAAUCAACACUGGGACUCGAUAAUAUUGAUAAGGAGUAUGCUGUUGAUGACAGGAGGAUAAAGCUUCAACUAUGGGACACCGGAGGCAUGGAGAGAGUGGCAUCAGUCACCUCGAGCUAUUACAAAUUCGCAGAGGCAGCUAUUCUAGUUUUCGCUCUGGAUAAUUCCACCUCGUUUCAUCUCCUGUCCCAGCAUCUGCUGGAUAUCGUGACGUAUGCGGAGAAUGCCAAGAUAUUCUUGUGCGGAAAUAAGAGUGAUGUUGAUAAUAAUGGACCGCAGGUCACUGAUGCCGAGAUGGAUCAGUUCUGUGAACAAUGCCAUAACUUGAUAUCAGCGACUUACAAAACGUCCUGCAAGACUGGCGAGGGCAUAAACGAAAUGUUCGAGGAUAUAGCCCAGCACUUGGUAGAAGCAAACAGAUCUCGAAUGGGUCUCCACGAGAUGGACGAGGACCACUUCAAAAUAUCCUACGAAGAAACCAACGACCCCACCUGUAUGUGCUGAGACCCAUUACUGCACAUUUUUUAAACUCACGACACUGACCUUUGGGUGCCAGAAACCACGAAAGACUAAUUUUGUUUACAAUCACGUGCUUGACGUAGUCCAACAAUGUGCUAAUUAUUUACUUAGUUAUUUUUUUAAUCAUCAAGACUGCCGAGAAAGGAAGGUGCCACUGAAUUUCGAAUGAUAUAGAUUUUUAUUGAGUGAAGAAAAAUUAUACAACUCGGAAUUUUACAGGACAUUCUGGUAUUUAAAAAAAUCAUCGAUAACUCGAGAUGCAUUUCUAGAGUUAUCGGAGAUUCAGAGAAUUCCGUUGUGUUUUGUUUUCGUACUGUUAGUGCUCAUACGAAAUUAUUGUAACAAUGAGUCACUGAGAUGAUUUCGAUACUCAGCAGAAUCAGUGCUGAGUCCAUUUAAUGGUCUUCAGAUCGAUGCCAUCCUCCACCAUUUCCCAGAGUGGACUGAAACAUUUUUUAAUGAGCAUUGAAUAAUGAUUCUAGUUUUUUCAAGAGGAAAAAAUUGAAAUAUUGAUUGAUGAGGUCAAUAAGAAGAUUUUCUCAUCAAGAAUCAUCGAGACGAGCAUUACUGUAUGGAUUAAUUGAUGACCAUAUCCCAAUGUGACUAAAACAUUUUUUAAUGAACAUGAAAAACUGAACAAUUAUUCUAGUUUGAAUAAUAAAUAUUGAGAUAUUAACUGACA
Diachasma alloeum is the source of this 1655-nucleotide messenger RNA. RefSeq names its product GTP-binding protein ypt7 (gene RabX6). Gene Ontology annotation, molecular function: GTP binding; GTPase activity. Lineage: Eukaryota; Metazoa; Arthropoda; Insecta; Hymenoptera; Braconidae. The transcript is spliced from 3 exons. The coding region runs from base 338 to 958 and encodes 206 amino acids. The record is from RefSeq and is a predicted model, not a curated record.